Molecule: messenger RNA, 1233 nt
Organism: Psylliodes chrysocephalus
Lineage: Eukaryota; Metazoa; Arthropoda; Insecta; Coleoptera; Chrysomelidae
Source: the annotation of a GenBank genome assembly
CAGAUGUGGCCGAUGUGGAUAAACCAUAGAAAAAUAAAACGCUCUAGAUGUAAAAAAUGUACCAUAGAAAAACCAUAGAGAAAAACUAAAACGGCGCUACCAUAGACCAUAGGCAGCGAUAUUUGUAUCACUUAAAUAAGAAUUCGAUACUUAAAAUCGAAUGAUUAAAUUUUCGAUUGCUAUACUCACGGAACACCAAUUUGAAUCGCUGUUCUGUGACGAAUUACAUUCAUUCAUUAUUCAUUUUCUGUGUGUUGUGUGGUUGUGAGAUUUUCACAAUAAAAAUAAUAUGGCGACACCAUCAACUGCACUGCUGGAACGUCUCGAGAAACCAGGUAUUCCAAAAUCCAAAAGAAAACUACAGAAACAUCUACGCAGUGCAGGUUUAGCCUAUAUAUCACGCACAGGAAAAUUGAUACCAGCAAAGAAGGUGGCAGAUGAACUCUGUCAAUGUCCACACAAAUGUGAUUCCAGCGUGCCUUUAGAAGCGCGACAGCGCCUCUUCUCGCAUUUCUAUGGCCUCGGCGAAGCCGAUCUUCAAAAUAAAUUCUUGCGACAACAUAUGGAUCUUAGAGCCAGACUAAACGUUCCGGAAACUUCGAACUCAGGUCGACCACCGCGUCGUAUAACUUGCAAAUAUUUGGUGCCGCUACUACCGACUACCGACACCGUAGAGGUUUGCCAAAAGGCGUUCGUAAGCGCUUUCGUCAUCACCACGAAGAGAGUACGUUUACAAAGAGAGAAGUUGAUUGCUAGUCUUGGAUUGAACAGUUAUAGUAGUCAUAAUAGAAGCAAAAAUAACGCCAAUAAAUUGAUAAAAACGGAAAAUCUUGCCUUAUCAAGCGAACCAAACAUCUUGAACUACCUCUCGAUGCCCAUGAAACUGACUUUGAAGUUACCACACCAACAAGCCGAAACGACAGACACCGGGGGCGAAGAAUCCAAAGAAACUAAAGUGCCUUUACACAUCAACCAGAGAUCCAGACAUUUGAUCGAUAAUCCUCUGAUACCAUUUGGUAUACUUUUACCUGAAGGAGUCACUAUAGCGCCGGUCAUCGCUACAGCUGAUCAUGAUCGAGACAUCGCAAUAGUCCAUAAUUUCUUUUCUAAUCAAUUAUGGAAGCCCGAAUACAUCGGCGCUUAUUCAUGAAGAUUGAAACACUUGGUAAGUCGAUAUGCAAUGUGGUCAUUUUAAAAACAUCUGAUUAAGGUAUUUAAAAAAGAAAACAUGAA